Messenger RNA from Brassica oleracea var. oleracea, 3189 nucleotides. RefSeq names its product pentatricopeptide repeat-containing protein At1g71210. The record is from RefSeq and is a predicted model, not a curated record. Gene Ontology annotation, molecular function: protein binding. The transcript has a single exon. Lineage: Eukaryota; Viridiplantae; Streptophyta; Magnoliopsida; Brassicales; Brassicaceae. The coding region runs from base 194 to 2797 and encodes 867 amino acids.
UUUUUUGAAUUCGACCGGGGUAAUUUCGUAAUAGAAGACGAAGUACUCAUUAGUAAACGACCAAAAGCCACGACAUUAGAGUGACGUGGAGGAAUCUGAUUGGUUGUAGACCGUUAGGGUUUUUCGUCUGAUCGAAACAAAGAGAUUUGGAGCUUCGAUGACGUCUCCGCCGAGAACAUGCGAUUAGAACGUUAUGCUCCUCAGGCGGAGGAUACUAUCGCUCACGGCGUCGCUCAGGAGCUACAACCACAAUACCCGCGACGCUCUCUCUCCACCUUCUUCUAGUAACUUCUCUUCCUACGCGAAACCUCCAAUCGCCGCCGGAGACAUCCUAAUCCGCGAAGUGAAACACUGGUUCAAACGCGACGCGCCUCCGCAAAGCCACGACCUAAUCAACCGCAUCUGCGACAUCCUCAAAUCCCCCUCGAGCGACGGAGAUGACCGCGCCUUCUACCACCACCUCACCUCCCUCCGCCUCCGCCUCACGGAGAAGUUCGUCCUCGACGUGCUCAACCACACGCGCUACGACCUCCACUCGUGCCUCAAAUUCUUCGACUGGGCCGCUCACCAGCCCAGCUUCCACCACACGCGCGCCACGUUCCACGCCAUCUUCAAGAUCCUCCGCGGCGCCAACCACUUCCGCCUCAUCGUCGAGUUCCUAGACGGGAGCGACGGCUUCGAAGGCUACCGCCACUCGCUCCGUCUCUGCGACGCGCUCGUGAUCGGAUACGCCGUCGCCGGGCGCACCGACGUGGCGCUCCAGCACUUCGGGCACAUGAGGUUUCGAGGCUUGGAUUUGGAUACGUUUGGGUAUCACGUGCUGCUGAACGCGCUUGUGGAGGAGAAGUGUUUCGAUACCGUUGAUGUGAUCCACGAUCAGAUCUCCGCGCGUGGGUUUGUCUGCGCGGUCACGCAUUCGAUUUUGGUUAAGAAGUUGUGUAGGCAAGGGGAGCUUGAUGAGGCCGAAGCGUAUCUACGCGCCUUGCUCCCUGAUGAUCCUGAUGGUUGUGGAGCUGGGCUAGGGAUUCUGAUUGAUUCUCUAUGCUCUCAAGAGAAGUUUCAGAAAGCUACUAAGUUGUUAGAUGAUAUCAAAGUGGUGGGAACAGUUCCUAUGGACCGUGCUUAUAGCAUUUGGAUUAAGUCUCUUAUAGGAGCUGGAUUGUUGGAUAAUAUCGAAGGUUUCUUGCAGCAGAUUAGUCCUUUGGAAGGUUGUGAGAUAGAGGUUGUUAGGUAUAACUCUUUGAUCUCUAAGCUUUUGAAAGAGAACAAUCUUGGGAGUGUGUAUGAUAUCUUGACGGAGAUGAUGGUGCGUGGUGUUUUACCUAACAAGAAAACGAUGAAUGCAGCUUUAUGCUUCUUUUGCAAAGCGGGAUUAGUAGAUGAAGCUCUUGAGUUGUACCGGUCGAGGUCUGAGAUUGGAUUCGCUCCUACCUCCAUGUCUUACAGCUACCUGGUUCGCACGCUCUGUGCAGACAGGCGUGUGGAGCAAGCUUAUGAUGUCUUUAAAGGAGCGAUGGACCGAGGGCAUUUUCUCGGCGCGAAGACGUUUUGUAUACUUGCAAACGCUUUGUGCUGGAACGGGAAGGCUGAGAUGGCGAAGGAGCUUGUUAUCGUUGCAUCAGAACGCGACGCGUUGCCUAAGUUUCUAGGCGGUUGCAAGGUUAUACCUGCUCUCUGCGAUGCUGGGAAAGUGGACGACGCUAUUUUGAUUAACGAGCUGUUUAACAGAAGCGGCGUAGCCACCACGUUUGGAAUGUUCGUCAGCUUGAUAUACGGGACGAUCAGGUUGAUGAGGGGAGACAAAGCUGCUAAACUCAUCGUCAGAAUGCAGGAGAAGGGAUACACUCCGACCUAUAGUCUCUAUCGAAAUGUCAUUCGAUGUGUUUGCGCGAUGGAAAGCGGUGACAGAAGCUGUUUCACCACGUUGCUUAAUUAUCAGUUGUCUCGUUGGGAACACAAAGUUGGAACCUACAAUCUCUUCAUCGAAGGAGCAGGGUUUGCAGGGAACCCGAAACUUGCGAGAUUAGUGUAUGAUCUGAUAGGUAGAAACGGUUUCACGCCGACGCUGGAUUCGAACAUCCUCAUGCUUCAGUGUUAUCUCAAAAACGAAAGAAUCGCUGACGCCCUCCACUUUUUCUAUGAACUGCGGGAAAAAGGUGAGGUCAAAAGGAGACUAUACCAUGUAAUGAUCGUUGGCCUCUGUAGAGGGAAUAGAUUGGAUGACGCUAUGCAUUUCUUGGAAGAGAUGAAGGGAGAAGGGAGACAUCCUAGUAUCGAGUGCUACGAAGUGCUCGUACAGAAGCUAUGCAACAGAGAAAGGUAUGAGGAGGCGGUUGGGUUAGUUAAUGAGUUCAGGAAAAGUGGGCGGCGUAUUACAUCCUUCAUCGGUAAUGUUCUUUUGUAUAACGCGAUAAAGAGCAAAGGGGUGUAUGAAGCGUGGACACGGAUGAGAGAUGUGGAAGAGAAGAUCCCUGAGAUGAAGGCUCUUGGUGAGUUGAUAGGAGUGUUCUCAGGGAGAAUCGAAAUGGAAGGAGAACUGAAGCGGUUAGAUGAAGUUAUAGAGAAGUGCUAUCCUCUGGAUAUGUACACGUACAAUAUGCUGUUGAAAAGGGUUGUGAUGAAUCAGGCGGAAGAUGCGUUUGAGUUGGUUGAAAGAAUAGCUCGAAGAGGGUAUAAGCCUAAUCAACGGACUGAAAGGAUCCUUGAUCGGGCUCGGCGCAUACUAGGUAAUCUCAAUUCUCGGGCAAACUUAGUGAGGAGUGGUUGGGACAGCAGACAAGGGCAGCUUGAAUAUUGAAGAGUAUUGUCGCUGAGAGAGGUUAGAUUUGUUGAAUUAAGAAAUAAGGGAAACAAUUUCUCAGUUGAGAUGGAUUCAAUUUUGGGUUUGCAUUUUGGAUCAUUGACGAUAGGUGAUGGUGAGAAAACCAUAUUCGUUUUAUGCUCCUUUGGAUUUUGGAUCUUCUCGAAGGUAGUAGAUGUUGUAACUUGCAUAGGCUUUCUUGUCUCUGGAUUGCGAAAGAUGUGUCCCGUUAGACGGAAGCUUUUGUUACCCACCAAACUGAACUGGGGUGGUUAUUAGCAUCACAUCUUCAUUACAUACAAAAUGUUUGUAUUCUUUCUUAGAAACACAACUCAGUCUUCAACAUUUUUUGCAUAAUCUUUAUUGUUUAUCAAGGAAAAUUUAUGGUU